AAUGUCUAAUAAAUUCAAAGAAAAAAGCUUUUUAGACUUAAAAAAUAAGAUCUUAGAACAAAUAAAAGAAUAUCAUAAAGUAAAAAAGUCUAAUCUAGAAUUGCAUAUCAAUUUAGAAAAUACCACUGAUCUAUUAAGACAAUUAUGCAAAACAAUUGAUGUUAAAGGAAAGCAAAUAAUAUCUACAAAAAAGUAUAUAAACAAUUUGAAAAGCUCUAUAGAUCAAAGGCAAAAAUUGAAUAAAAGUUUAAAAUUAGAUUUAUUUAAAUUGAAAGAUGAAAGUGCUUCUUUGGAAAAAAUACGAACAGAAUCAUAUAGAAAGGAUCGUAGUUUAAUUAAAACUGAAAAGAAUUCACAUUUACAUAUAGAUUCGACAACUAAAGAACAUUCUACAAAAUCUAAUCUUAGUAAAGAUCAUGUAAUAUCUUAUCAUAAUUUCACAAAGCUUAUUAAUUCAAUGGAUUUAAAAAAGAAAGCUUUGAACAAUGAUUCAAAUCGGGAGAUGAAGACUGAUAUCUGUAUGAAUUAUCCAUUAGAUAAAGCUAAACUCAAUUAUUUUCAAGAAGAAAUGACGAAAAAUUUCAAAGCUAAAGACACCCAAACAGAGAAAGAAAUUGAAAUAUCACCUACAUAUCAUCCAAUUAAGGUAGUUUGCAAAUGCCAAUGUGCUUGUUGUGAAGAUAAACUAACAAAUGAAAAUUUGAGUAUUAGUACAAGUAAAACGAAAAAUCUUCAAAAGAAAGGUGUUUCAAAAUCUAACCAAAGAAAUAUUUCUAAAGAAGCUAGUAGUAACAUUAAAGAUACGUUAAAUCAAGCUAAUACAGGCCUACAGGAAAGGAGAGAAUCUAAUAGAAGACUUUCCUGGAACUUUGAGAAGGGUUCGCUCAUUCAAUCGACCACCCCAGAAACUUCUACUGAGAAUAAAAACUCGAGUACAAGUACAAAUCCUACAUAUACGUCUAAGAAUGAAACGUCGCCUGAGGGCUUUGGUAAUUCGUUAUCUAGUAGUGAUACAACAAGUAGAAAGACGAGUAAAACAGAUGAAACAACAAGUUUAGCAGAUAAUACAAAAAGCAUAAAUACCGAAUCAGUUCAAGAGUCUGAAAGUUCAAGUACAACUACUGUUACUGAAGCAACAAUAACCACUACAUCCAACAAUACUUAUUUACCAAGGAAAUCUAUAUUAAAAAAAGCAAUUCCUUCAAGACAAGAGGCAGAAGUCUCCAAUAAAGAAUAUUCCAAUGCUAUUACUAAUAGUUCUAGAAAAUCUUCAAAUUCUUUUGCUACAGCAUCAGUGACAAAAGAUACUUCAGAUGCUUCAACCAAAUUAAAAACUAUGGCGUGUUCUUCUCAAAAUGACAGUAAAAGUUUCUGUAGAGGUGAAAGUAAAUAUUCGACAACUAGUUCUACCAGUGAUGAAACAUAUAGCUCGGAUUUGAGACAAAAUUCAAGAGUACAAAGAUCAGCCUUGAUUAGUCCAUCAAAUAAUAAAAAUCAAUCGGAAAGGGAAACGAAAGGCAAUUAUGAACCAAAUUUAUAUAGAAAAAGGUCAAUACCCAGGCAAGAAAAGGAGUCGAUCAAAAGUUGCUGGUUUUGCUCCUUUUCUGAAUUGAUACAUAUUUUACUAGACGACGAAGAUGACCCAGAAAUAGUUGCUCUUGAGAGAAAAAUUAAAGAAAAACAAGAUGAACUAAUGAAAACAACAGAGACGUACAAAUCAAAUGAUAAAAGUAGAAAAGUUAACGAAUUGCCUAAAUAUAACGAUAUUUUAGAAAACAAUCUUCAAGAUAUCAGACUAUCUAUAGACAAUAACGAUAGUUCGGAUACAGCAUUUGAAAUUCCUUCUCUUCUUGACGAUAGUAUGUGGGAAAGAAGACGCUCAAGAUCACAAAUCGGUUCGGCUCGAAAAGCGCCUACGUCAACUCGGCAUUCGGUUGUUUCGAAUAGUAUAUCUACAACUCGAUCGAAAAAAGAACACUCAGCAAGAUCAACUCGAUCAGUUUCUAAAACAAAACCGUCGUCAAAAGACGAGGAUCUGUCAGCUUUUUUUAACUCAAAAUCUAGAAAUUUAAGGUUGAACAGUGCGAGGAGUGUUAGUACGAUUGACAACAAUGAAAGCGUUUUUAGUCAACCAAAAUUAAAAGCUCAAACAAAGAUAGUGCCGGUAAGAAAAAAGAUUAAACAUAAAUAUACACAGGAUUUAGCAGCCAGCAUAAUACAAAAUUGGUAUAGGCGUCAGAAGAGUAAAGAUAUUUUGAAAAAUUUUCUUGUCUCAAAAAAAAGAGACAUUCAGCUCAACGGAAGUGAUGAGACGGAGAAAGAUAAACAAAAGAGGCGCGAAGAAAAGGCAAGAAAAGCACGACAAGAAGCUAUUAAGGAAUUACAUAAAAAGAGAGAGAUGGCUCGAGAAGAAAAGAAAAAAUUAGCUGAAGAUGAAAUCAAAUUCUUGAAGGAUUCUGGAAAGAUAGUUGACAAAAAGAAAAAGGAUAAGGAAGUUGAAGUUAAAAAGGAUAAUGGAAAAAAGAAAGCUAUAGACAAUGCUCCUAGCGAUGAUGGAACUCUUGAUUCUUUUUUCGGACAGCCUGGUAAAAAGAAUUCAGACGAUGAAGCAAUAGUGAAGAAGAAAAUGGCUUCACCAGUAUUCUUCGAUGAAGAAGAUGAAAAUCAACCUCAAACGGAAAGAACACUGGAGGAAGAUAAAACGACAAAGUCAAGAACAACGUUCACUGAUUUAAUAGCAACUUUAGAAGAAUUAGAAGAACCGAAGACAUUUCCAAAUCAAGAAAAGAAGACAGAAGAUCUCCCUAAUCCUCAUUUGUCAGAUGAUAAACUUAGAAGCAUUAUGUCAUACCUAAAUCAUAUCGAAACGAGGGAGAGAUUCGAUGAGCUAGAACUGGAUACUGUUCCUGAUUCUGCUCCAUUAGUUCCGUCAGCCGAAGAGAUUGAACAGUUGGAGCAAGCAACAGCUACGGCAAACGAACUGACCCAGACCGUUUUAUCUCAAAAAAUUCAGGUCGAAGAUAAAUCCAGAAGAAUAAAGAUGCUUCAAAGAGCCUUAGAUCAACAAAGAGAAUUGACAAUAAGACAUGCCAAGGACGUUGAAAGAGAGAUGCAAAAACGUCUAGACGUUCAAAAAGCUGAAUAUGAAGAAACAGUUAAACGUCAUCUCGGCUUCAUUGAUCAGUUAAUAGAUGACAAAAAGAUACUGAGUGAAAAAUGCGAAAAACUUGUUGUAGAAAUGAAAACGAAAGAUAAAAAAUACACAGACAAACUGACAAAUGUAACUGAACAGCAUAAUAUAGAAUUAAAAAAAGUUAAAGAAAUUGCUAGUGCAUCCGAAAAAUUAAGAAGAGAGCGGUGGAUUGAUGAAAAAACAAAAAGAAUUAAAGAAAUGACAGUAAAAGGUUUAGAACCAGAAAUUCAAAAGUUAAUUGCCGAUCACAAAUCAGAGAUUAAAAAAUUAAAGAGUAUACAGGAGGCUGAACUGUUGGAAGCUGACGAAAGAGCUGCUAAGAGAUAUGUAAAAAUGAUUGAAGAACUCAGGGAUCAACUCGCAGAGGAAAAGGAAGCUGCUUGUGCAAGGGAAAGAGAACUUGCCCGUCAAACUUAUGAGAAGCAAAUUCGUAGUGAAGAAGAAGCCCUUCAGCAGCAGCGUCGACGCCUCUUUGCUGAAAUAGCUGAGGAGAAAGAUCGACUGGCCGCCCAAAACUCAAGAAUGAAGCAAGAAGCGGAUAGGCAACAGCUUAUGCUGGAAAAAAAUGCCCGAGUGACAUCUGAGGCAACGAGAAGAGAGUACGAAGCCGCAAGAGAUGAACAGGAAAAGAGGCAUAUGGAAGAAAUACGUCAAAUUAAGGAAAAAAUGGAAGCUGAAAAAGAGAGCUUCAUGGAAAAUUUAAUGAGGAAGCAGGAUACGUGGACUUCGGCCAAGGAACGGGAACUGAAAGAGAAAGCCAGGAAGGAAAGAGAUAAGGAGAUAGACAUGGUUAUUUCCCAAUUAGAGGAGGAUAAUAGGUCAUCAAGGGAAGAGUGCGAAAGAGUUGCUGAAAAUCGUAUCAAAAGAUUAAGAGACAAGUAUGAAAAGGAAAUGAGUCAAUUGGAACUUUCUGAGAAAGACAUUAAUAGAAAGUAUUUGGAAAUUAAAAAAGAGUUACUUCAAGUUCAAGGUGAUAAUGAGACUCUAAGAGUUACAGUUAAACAGAAAGAAAGAGAAAUUGACGAUUUAAAAUCCCUUCUUGAAACACUUCAAAAAGAAAAGUCAAAUUUUGAAGAUGUCGUUCGCCAAGAAUUGGCUGACAAGAUAGCAAGAACGGAACAAGAGAGUAAAAACUUGAAAAAUGAUCUAUCCGAAUGUAAGGCAAAGCAUAAAGCCGAGUUAGAUGAUGUUAAAAAACAAAUCGAAAAAGUUGAAAAAGCAAAAGAAGCUGAGAUGGAAGAAGUUCAUAAAAGAGUUAAAGCAGCUGUAGAAAAGAAGGAAGAAAUUGUAAAACAGCUAAGACAGCAAUAUGAUGCAGCUUUAAAAAGAGCUGACCACUUAGAAGGCUUAUUACAACAGCAGAGACGUCAACUAUUAGAUAGGAAAUAA
Messenger RNA from Dimorphilus gyrociliatus, 4582 nucleotides. The record is from the annotation of a GenBank genome assembly. NCBI's taxonomy places the organism in Eukaryota, Metazoa, Annelida, Polychaeta, Dinophilidae.